Heterobilharzia americana is the source of this 1026-nucleotide messenger RNA. The record is from the annotation of a GenBank genome assembly. NCBI's taxonomy places the organism in Eukaryota, Metazoa, Platyhelminthes, Trematoda, Strigeidida, Schistosomatidae.
AUGUUCUCAAAAAGUGUUAGUGUUUUCAAGUUUGGAGCUGGUUUGAGGAGUUUCGUUACAGUAUCUAAGUCUUCCCCUAAAGUUGCGGUGUUAGGUGCAAGUGGUGGAAUAGGACAACCGCUGUCACUUCUCUUAAAACAAUCACCACUAAUUUCUCAUCUUUCACUGUAUGAUAUCGUUCAUGUGAAAGGUGUUGCUGCAGAUCUCAGCCAUAUUGAAACCCAAGCUCAUGUGACUUCACAUCUCGGACCUGGAGAACUUGCAGAUUGUUUGAAUGGUGCACAUAUUGUCAUCAUUCCUGCUGGGAUUCCUCGUAAACCUGGGAUGACACGGGAUGAUCUGUUCAAUACGAAUGCAUCUAUUGUCGCUCAGCUUGUUGAUGCUUGCGCCAAAAGUUGUCCAAAGGCAAUGAUAUGCAUAAUCACAAAUCCUGUCAACAGCACUGUACCAAUUGCAGCAGAAAUUUUAAAGCGUCAUAAUGUAUAUGAUCCAAAGCGUCUGUUUGGGGUUACUACUCUUGAUGUUAUACGCUCAAAUACUUUUAUUGCUCAGGCGAAAGACCUUGCUGUACGGAAAGUUUCAUGUCCUGUCAUCGGUGGUCAUUCAGGCAUUACCAUUCUUCCGGUGAUUUCCCAAUGUACUCCUCACGUAUCAUUCCCACAGGAUCAACGGGAGAAAAUUACAAAACGCAUUCAGGAAGCGGGCACGGAAGUUGUUGAGGCGAAAGCUGGAGCAGGAUCUGCGACUUUAUCAAUGGCCUACGCUGGAGUAAGAUUUGCUACCUCACUCUUGGAGGCUAUGAGCGGUCGGGCAGGUGUAGUAGAAUGUUCUUUCGUGCAGUCAGAUGUUACAGAAUGUGAAUUCUUUUCAACUCCUCUUGCACUUGGCGCUGAAGGUGUUGAGAAGAAUAUGGGCAUUGGCAAAUUGAAUGAAUAUGAAAUUGAAUUACUGAAAAAGCUUAUUCCGGAGUUGAAAGCAAAUAUCGAGAAAGGCAAAGAAUUCGCAGCUAAAUUUACACCCAGUUAA